This is a messenger RNA of Periophthalmus magnuspinnatus, 3142 nucleotides long. RefSeq names its product sphingomyelin phosphodiesterase 4 (gene smpd4). Gene Ontology annotation, biological process: sphingomyelin catabolic process; glycerophospholipid catabolic process; ceramide biosynthetic process. The record is from RefSeq and is a predicted model, not a curated record. NCBI's taxonomy places the organism in Eukaryota, Metazoa, Chordata, Actinopteri, Gobiiformes, Gobiidae. The transcript has 20 exons. The coding region runs from base 172 to 2694 and encodes 840 amino acids. Gene Ontology annotation, molecular function: sphingomyelin phosphodiesterase D activity.
AUGGCAGGCUUGGCUCUGCACUUUUGAACCGCUCUCUCCGGCAAGUGAGGUCUCACAUCUCACAUGCAAACACGAUCCAUGGCGCUCUGGGAUCACAUCUGACUUAUCAAUCAAGGUAAACUCAAAGUGGACUGUCCUUAAACGUGAGAGGAGGACUACACAGGCUGCUCCAUGGCUGCACCAACGCUACAACAGCCCAGCUUUGUACUGGCCAAUCUAAAGGCAGACUCUACAACUAAACCUCUUCUGCAUCGCUGCCAAGAUUUGGUGAAAAUCAUUGAUGAGUAUCCUGCAAAGGAGUUGCAUUUGAUUUUCCCAUGGCUGGUGGAGACGGUGUUUGGCAGUCUGGAUGGCAUCAUCACAGGCUGGAAUCUGCGACUUCUUCACUCCAGGAGCCCUGAAUACAAUAUAAUCAUGGAGUUUUUAAACCCCAGUGGCCCAAUGAUGAAACUGGUUUAUAAACUUCAAGCAGAAGAGUACAAAUAUGAAAUACCAGUAAACUAUCUCCCGGGUCCUGUCAAAGCCUCCAUCCAACAAGGAGUUCUCCCAGACUGCCCCCUUUUUCACAACAAGCUGCAGUUUCCUCUGUCCGGCCUUCUCACUCUCAACUUCAAUCCGUUUGAAUACUACAUGUUUAAUUUUGCAUACUGUCUGCUUAUGCCAAAGACGUAUCCUCCAGGUCACCAUGGGAACAAUACAGACACCGCCUACUUUGUGUUGGUCGACAUUUACCUAAAAUAUUUUCUGCCCAGUGAAGGAAAUGUGCCUCCUUCUCCCUUUUCGGACUCCAGGGGCUCUGUCACUGCCCCAUCUCCAAGCCGUUCCUCUGCUCUGUCCCUGUCUGGUUAUGGAGUCCACAGUCCCAGUCUCCUUAAACACCACAUUUUCCACCAGCCCACAGUAAACGCAGAUCCAGCCGCUCAGGAAAUCUGGAGGACUGAGGCUCUGCUGCAGAUGUUUGUGGAGGUUUGGCUGCAUCAUUACUCUUUGGAAAUGUACCAGAAGCUCCAGUCUCCUCAGGUUAAGCUGGCCCUGCUGCAGUACCGCCUCAGUAUGUCCAGCAUGCCGUGCCAACCCCACGCCCCACCAGGCUCUGGGACCCUCCACACCUACCAAGUACUUUUACCUUUUCAUUCACCCUCGGCCCUCUGGGGCCUCCUGGAGGAGCCCUUCAGUCCCACAGAGGAGCAUGUGCUGGUGGUCCGACUCCUGGUGAAACAUCUCCACGCGUUCUCAAACAGUCUCAAGCCAGAGCAGCUGUCCUCCUCUCCUCCCACCCACUCCCACACCCACACCAGCCCUCUGGAGGAGUUCAAAAGGGUGGUAGUGCAGCGAUUUGUUCAGCAGAAGCUCUAUUUGUUUCUCCAGCACUGCUUUGGACACUGGCCUCUGGAUGCGUCCUUCAGAGCAAUUUUGGAGACUUGGCUGAGUUAUAUACAACCCUGGAGAUACACAGGGGAGAAGGUUCCCUCUCCAACUGACCAGAACAGGACAGUGCUCGAGAAAUGGGAGCCUUUUGUCCAGGAGAAUCUGCUGGUGUACACUAAGCUUUUCCAGGUGUUUCUGAACCGGGCCUUAAGGACUGAUCUGGUCAAUCCCAAAAAUGCUCUGAUGGUGUUUCGUGUGGCCAAAGUCUUCUCCCAAGUCAAUCUUCCAGAGAUGAUCCAGAAAGGAGAGCAGUUAUUCCUGGAGCCCGAGCACGUCCUACAUCACCGCCAGCCUCGUGGUGGAUACCUCACACCAGGUCAAGGAGGCAGCUUCUUGUCUUCUCGACAGCGAGUGGUAACUGACACAGUGUUUAAGGUGAAGAGCCACGUCUACUCCAUAGAGGGCCAGGACUGUCAGUACAAGCAGAUGUUCGGGACUGAACUCAGAGGAGCAGUAAUGAAGUUAAUCCAGCAGAUUGCACAAGCCAGACAGACGGCCAAAAGAAUAUCGGACCAUUCCAGUGAGAUGGCCGCCAACAACUCGUUCUUGUCGUGGUUUGGUCUGGGCUCACCUGACCAGAACAACACAUUCAAUGGGACAGAGCCAGAAGAGAGUGGGGAGUGUCUGAAGAAGACCCAUGACCUCCUGGACAAGGCUUUGGAGUUCAUUUGUCAGAUAUUUAAGUUGAACCAAGGGCAGCUGACACAGUUGAUGUCAAACCUGGGUUCUUCUGAGGAGGACGCAAACGCCAAACAGCUGCCAGACUGCAUACAAGGAGAGAACGGACUGAUCCUGACUGACGUGGGGCGAAUGCAGAUCAUAAACGGCCUGCGGAGAUUCGACAUUCAGUAUCAGGGAGACCCAGAGCUGCAGCCCAUCAGGAGUUAUGAAAAUGCAGCACUGGUUCGUCUUUUCUACAGGCUCUCCACUGCCGUCAAUGAGAGAUUUGGAGCCCACAUGAAUGCCCUCUGCUCACGGUCAGACUUCCUUGGUCGCUUGGGUCGCCACUAUCUGACUGACCCCCAAACCUUUACUAGAAUAAGGCACAAUCCAGUCACCCAGCGGAGCCCGUACCGGCCACCCCAUCCCAGACUCAGCCUACGAACUCUGGCUAGCUAUAGGACACUGCUAAUGCUAAUGCUACUCUACAUGUUUGGGGCCCUGCUUUCGUUAGGACCAGUGUCCAGCACGUUGAUCAUUAUCAGUGGGGCCUUUCUCUAUGGACUCUUCAUGACAUUAUUUGGUGACAAAAUAAAAACUCACUAGCUUAAAACAGAACUGCACGAUAUAAUAACAUUUUAAAAAGUAUUUUUGCUAAGUCUGUAUUUUCUUGUUAAAAGAACCCAUAGUGUUAUUUGAACAUUUUUAUUAAAAAUUGUAAAUUGCAUAAGUGUUGAUUGGAAAGUCACAUUGCUUUUUAUAUUUUAGGAAUGAAAAAAUACCCUAUGAGAAUAUUUACUAGUUCUAUGUUUAUAUCUUUGCUUUAUGCAGAUUAUUUUAUUGUUCUGACAUAGUUUUAAACAUACUAUAUUUGCAAAGGGAUGAUUCAGUUAGUACCAAUGGAUAGUACAGUGGUAUUGUAAAAUCAUUGCAUAGGCAGCUUUUGCUUUUGGUUGUUUUUCUGUUGGUUUUGUACAGAUUUUUCAUGCAGACCAAACUUGAAAACAGUGCAUUUUGUUCUAAAAGCCAAAUAAACUAUUUGCACUUGUUUAUA